Molecule: messenger RNA, 1674 nt
Organism: Aspergillus melleus
Lineage: Eukaryota; Fungi; Ascomycota; Eurotiomycetes; Eurotiales; Aspergillaceae
Product: Leucine Rich Repeat domain protein
Exons: 7
Coding region: 1-1674 (557 amino acids)
Molecular function (GO): Hsp90 protein binding
Source: RefSeq, a predicted model, not a curated record
AUGGGCUCGUUAGGUUUGGCGCGUGGUGAGGCGGCCGCGUUGCAGCAGCACGGCCAGCGACUCUAUCAGCAGGGCAGCUUUGAAGCUGCUAUAGAAGCCUUUACUGAGGCCUUAACUGUAAAAGAUGCCAAUCAUCUGGAUAUUCUCGAUGUUCGCGCUGCCACUUACACUAAGUUGGCACAAUAUGAUCGCGCGCUGCGGGAUUCCAGGCUGAUGAUUAAGAAAGACAAGCAGGAUUACCGGGGAUAUCUUCGCUGCGCGAAGAGCCUGCUCCUGGAUAGCAAGCCUGAAAAGGCCCUGGAAGUGUACGCCUACGGACUGAAGGUCUUGCCCAGUAAUCAUCCGCGUCGCUCGCUCGUAGAACAAUUGCACGACAAACUGAUCGAAAAGAUGACGGCAAAGUGUCAUGAUCCUUUCACCUUGUUGCCUUUGGAACUUGCUCGGCUUGUUCUGGAGCAUUUCGACUUCAAGCAGAUCGUUGCAAUCCUUCGUGUGUCCAAAGGAUGGAACAAAUUCCUCUCCUCGAUGCGCGACUUUUGGAUGGAGCUGGACUUUUCCGUCGCUCGCGGCAAGAUCAGCUCGUCAUCCGUUCUAGCUCACAUUCGACGUUCCAAAGCUCUACUAACCAAAGUCUCAUUGAAGAAUAUCUCCACUCCAUCGACACAAAAGGUUCUGGAAUAUGUGAGCAGGUGCCCACGGUUGGAAAAUCUCGAGUUGCUCGACCCGUACAACAAUCAGGCGGUUUACGAGCUCUUCAAGGGCUCCAAGCGUUUGAAAACCCUUAUCAUAUCGGCAGACACGGUUGUCCCUCAGGAAUACCUGGCCAAAUUCCUCGCAAGCCUACCUCUUCUCGAACGCAUCGAGGUCCACAAGGCCAAGUCCUCGCCCGAAACAAAGGCACAGUGGCCGUCGAAACUUCCUCAUCUACGGAGUAUCACGAUAGGCUCUAUCGAACCGUCCAGACCAAUCGGGCAUACCCCUGCGCUCUACAUUCCCCGCCGAGAAGAUACCAUUCCUUACCCAAUUGCAAAUUUGGAAGAGCUGCGGCUUGAUUCAAACCCUGAAGUUUUUGUCCCCUACCCUCCUACCUUCAAUCCGCUGGAUCUUCAGCGACUAAAGAAACUGGAUCUUAGUGGGAUUUAUAUUGGGGAUGAGUUUGCGUUGCCAUCUAGUCUUGAAUAUCUUCGCAUCCGUGGUGGUGCUGGAGCGGAAGAGUUCCCGUUUUCAAACGAACCGCCUCUCAAUUUUCCAAAACUUCAUACUCUUAUUCUGAGCGACGUGCCUUGGGUUACGAACCGCACGUUCCUUUAUUUUCUGCUCGAGGCCAAGGCUCCUCUAAAGGUCCUUCACGUAGACAAGUGUUUCCGGCUCCAUGGCUCUGGCCUGGCCCAACUCCUUUGUGAACACUCCGAAGGGUUGGAGGAACUCAAUGUUUCGCACAUCUCCGCGAUUGAUGACAAGGUCGUGGAGAUGCUUGCGGCAAAAUUGCUCAACUUGAAGGUGCUCAAUAUGACCUGUACCGAGAUAACCGGUAUUUCGAUCAAGAGAUUAGCGGAUGUCCGUUCGUCCGAGGCGAACUCGCAGCUGGAGCGCAUAUUUGCAAGAGGCUGCGAGCAAGUCUCGACCGAUGCCGUUGCCUAUGGGUGGGCCAGCGGUCUUGAGAUCAUUGCAUAG